UUUCGUCCUCGUUGUGGAAGUGUAGUAUUUUAAAAGUCACUUUAACAUCUACGAUGCUCCAUUCCUUCGCCCAACAAGAAAUAUUUUUAUCUUUUCCCACCUAAUUUAUUAUAUCCCUAAAUCCCCCUUUUUUCUCCUCUAUCUGUAAACCCACAUUGAAUUUAUUGUCUAACAAUGCUCGGCGUUGAGUUAAGGAUCUCUACCGUCGCCGGAGUUUUGACGGAUCUACCGGAAACAAGUCACCGGAGUGCCAGCUGGAACUGUAACUCCUCGAUUCGAAAUAUCUCAUAUCAUCUCUCUUCCAGAAAUAGACAUUGCAGAAAGUCUAGAUUCAUGGUAAUCUGUAGCAAGUCAUCACGCGGAAGCUUUAAUCGGAAAUCUAAUCAGAGUGAUGAACCGGGUGAUGAUUAUAUUGAAGCUGUCGUCCUCGUUUCAGAGACUAUGAAGCACUACAAAAUGCAUAUGGGUGGAUUUCAAGAAGAAACAAGAUGGCACUCAUCUGCUCACCUGAUUCCCUCUUCUUUUCACCCUAAGGAUCGUAUCGCUGAUACAUCAUCUUUAGGGACAGGAUUUCUUCGCCGCUUCAAGAAUCCAACUAUUUUUCUUAAGAUUUCCUGUGAUGCAGAAUAUGUCUUACCAAUUAUUGUUGGAGAACAUGCUGUCGAAAAACUUAUAGAUUCAUUGCAUGAGGAGGAGACUGAGGAUUGCCCCAACGAGUUCCUGCUUUUGAGGAAUCUAUUGUUGAAAUCUGGCUAUGAAGUUAAAAUGGUGAAGAUUACAGAAAGAGUGACUAGUACUUAUUUUGCCCGAAUAUUUUUCCACAAGGCAGGGGAAAAAGAUAUUUUUAGUGUGGAUGCUCGUCCCUCAGAUGCCAUUAAUGUUGCCAGAAGAUGUAAGGCACCAAUAUUUGUGAAUAAGCAAAUUGUCUUGACUGAUGCAACAAGAAUAGGUUAUGGAAUGGACCGAUCUAGCAGAAUUAAGUCCACCUAUGAUGUAUUAUUAGAUAGUGCAUCAGAUGGCCCCGAUUUACUUUCUGAAGAACUUAGUAUGCUGAGAAAUAUGAACUUAGCAGUGAAUGAGGAGAGGUACAAUGAUGCAGCUAUGUGGAAGGACAAACUGAUGAGACUUCGUGAGUUCCAGACAUGAGCUCUACAAUCUUUCUCCAGAAAUAAAAUGUAAAUAUUCCUGCUGGAUUGAUGGCAGCUAUGACACUGCGCUGUAUUUCAACAUCACAUUAACAAAUGUUUCAAGGAAUCAAUAAUCUUCAGGGAAGUUUGAAAAUUAUUGGUGUGUACAUGUUCCCCUUGUUUUAGAAAUCUUGAAAAGUAAAUGCCUUACCUACGUUGUGUCAGUUGGGUUUUUAUCUAGCUAACCCAACAAUGCAACCUCUAGGUAAAAAUGUAUAUAGUUUGAUUGUUGUGAAGAAUAAAUCAACUAUGUGAGAAUAGCAUGUGCACAUUCAAGAUGAACUCCUUUUGCGCCAACAAUAAUAGUACUAAACUAUCGAACGAAAAGAGAUGAGAUCAAGCUUUGAAGUUGGUAGCUGAAAGAAAGCUGUCUGUGAAGGUCAGCAAAGACGAGAGUUUAUUUAGCGCAAAUCAACAAAUAUUGCAAAGAUGACACGACUUAAAAGCCAUGUGGUGAUAUAUUUACCAUGACACACAGAUGGUGUCUUUCCUGUGCCUCUCAUCACCACUCAUAGAUAGUUGUAUAUAAGUUAAGAGAAGGGGCUGGAGUGGCUAUGCUCAUGUUAUAUGUUGUACAUUUGAUUCCAUCCAUAUUG
Molecule: messenger RNA, 1783 nt
Organism: Solanum stenotomum
Lineage: Eukaryota; Viridiplantae; Streptophyta; Magnoliopsida; Solanales; Solanaceae
Product: bifunctional nuclease 2
Exons: 10
Coding region: 175-1146 (323 amino acids)
Biological process (GO): protein ubiquitination
Cellular component (GO): nucleus; VCB complex
Molecular function (GO): nuclease activity
Source: RefSeq, a predicted model, not a curated record